This is a messenger RNA of Gastrolobium bilobum, 4671 nucleotides long. RefSeq lists its product as uncharacterized. Lineage: Eukaryota; Viridiplantae; Streptophyta; Magnoliopsida; Fabales; Fabaceae. Gene Ontology annotation, molecular function: nucleic acid binding. Bases 1 to 4671 code for a protein of 1556 amino acids. The record is from RefSeq and is a predicted model, not a curated record. The transcript is spliced from 3 exons.
AUGGCAGAAAAUCACAUGCCACCACCACAGAGGACACUGGGAGAUUACAUGACUCCCACUGUCAUUCCACCGAUUGGGACUGUUGUUCGACCCACUGUGGAACCUAACAACUUUGAGUUGAAACCUGCACUAGUACAAUUGGUGCAGAAGGAACAGUUUGCUGGAACCAGUGCAGAAGAUCCAUAUCUGCACAUUGAGAAUUUCUUACUUUUGAGCGAUACGGUGAAGAUCAAUGGUGUGACCAGAGAUGCUAUCUUGUUAAGAUUGUUCACUCAUUCACUGAAGGAUGAUGCAAGAAGAUGGUUACAAUCAUUACCUCAAGGGAGUCUCACAACUUGGGAUGAUCUGCAGACUAAGUUCUUGGCUCGGUUCUUUUCAGCACCAAAGAGGGCAAAAUUGAAGGAUGAGAUUACAGGGUUCAAGCAAAAAGAGUCAGAGUCUAUCUAUGAAGCUUGGGAGAGGUUCAAGAAACUCUUGAGGAAAUGUCCACAACAUGGAGUCCUAUCUCCACUUACAGGAAUCUCGAACCGUUUACAUGUAGAUCUGGCUCGUCUUCUGGAGUUGCAACAAAAUUCUCCGGGACGCGGAAUUUUGGGUUCUGGUCCGCAUGGUAAUGAUAAUUCCAGAGCGCGCCAAGUCAAGCUUGAUUUUCCUCAUUUUUCGUCAGGUGAUCCAACUACUUGGAUCGUGGCUGCGGAACGAUAUUUCACCUUCUACCAGGUUCCCUUACCAGAUCGUUUAAAUUUAGCUGUCUUCCAUUUAGAUGAACCUGCUGCUAGUUGGUUUUAUGGUUCGGAUCAGAAUGGUUUAAUGCCUGAUUGGCGCACGUUUUGCACGACUGUUCUUCGCCGUUUUGGGCCCUCUGAAUUUGAUGAUCCUGCAGGAGCCUUGGUUAAAAUUCAUCAAACUGGAUCUGUGUUGGAUUACCAAUCCACAUUUGAAAAACUAGUGAGUAAGGUGCCUGGCCUUACAGCUCCUUUGCUACGGAGCAUUUUUAUUUCUGGUUUAAAGGCCCAUAUACGUCGCCUUGUUUUGACUCAUAGACCUCAAGAUUAUCAUGAGGCCUUUUCUCUGGCACGUGUGUAUGAGGAUCAGUCUUCUGACUAUAAACCUUUGCGCACCUGGUCUAAUCCACCAAAACCUCCACCGAACCAGAUAAGCUCUACUCUAAGCUUAACCAACAAACCGCAUUCUUCUCUGCCCUCUUCGGGUCCAUUGGCUGCCAUUCCUAUUCGUCGGCUUUCUCCGACUGAGAUGCAGGUGAAACGUGAGAAGAAUUUAUGUUAUACAUGUGAUGAACCAUAUUCUUUUGGUCAUAAGUGUAAGGGUCGUGCUACUCUUCUGUAUAUGGAAGGAACAGAUGCUGAUCCGGAUGAUAGUUUUCAGGAGGAGGUUGUUGAACUCCCUACGCAUGAUAUUACUUCCGAAAUCAGCCUCAAUGCUCUUUUUGGCCACAACUGCUCGCGGUCUUUUCGUCUCACAGGGUCACUACAAGGGAAGCCUAUUCAAAUUUUGGUGGAUGGGGGUAGUACCCACAAUUUUAUAACAGAGCGUAUGGCUAAUUCUCUUGAUCUCACCUUGCAACAGGUGUCCCCUUUCCUUGUACAGGUGGGCAAUGGAGAUGCUCUGCGGUGUCAUACUUUUUGUCCUGCUGCCUCUUUAAUGCUUCAGUCCCACGUUUUUGUUGUGGAUCGUUAUGUGUUGGAUCUCAAAGGGGCGGAUGUGGUAUUAGGGGUCCAAUGGCUUGCGACUCUUGGGCCGAUUGUCACAGAUUAUUCUAAAAUGACUAUGACUUUUCAACAUUUGGCCACUAUGGUCAUUUUACAUGGCAACUCAAAUAUUGCACCCACAUCUGUCUCUUCAUGUUUUAUGUGUCUCACUAGUAAUGUACCAAACCAGCUUUCUAUACCCGCUCAAGCCCAAACACCUCCCUCUAUUCAACAAAUUUUACACAAGUUCCAAGAUGUCUUCGCCACCCCUUCAUCUUUACCCCCUGACAGAAACUGUAAUCAUUCCAUCAACCUCUUCCCAAACUCGAAACCUGUUCAAGUAAGACCCUACCGAUAUCCACAUUUUCAGAAGACGGAGAUUGAGAAAAUGGUUGCUGAAAUGUUGGAUACAGGUAUUAUUCAGCCCAGCCGUUCACCUUUCAGUUCACCCGUUAUUUUGGUCAAAAAGAAAGAUGGGACGUGGCGUUUUUGUGUUGAUUAUCGCGCCCUUAAUACCAUUACUAUUCCGGAUAAAUUUCCUAUUCCUACCGUUGAUGAACUGAUUGACGAGUUGAUUGGUGCCCAGAUCUUUUCAAAGCUUGAUCUUCGGUCAGGCUAUCACCAAAUAAAAAUGAAUCCACUGGAUGUUCACAAAACGGCAUUUCGAACCCAUAGCGGUCACUUUGAGUUUCUUGUGAUGCCUUUUGGGCUGUCUAAUGCCCCGUCUACCUUUCAGGCCGCUAUGAAUCACAUAUUCACUGGGUUUUUGCGUCGUUUUGUUGUCAUUUUCUUUGAUGAUAUUUUGGUGUAUAGCCCUUCUCUACAAGCACAUGAAGAUCAUUUAACUCAGGUGUUACAGAUCCUGCGGCAACAUAAAUUCUUUGUUAAAAUGAAUAAAUGUUUAUUUGCAGUGCAGGAGAUCCAAUUUUUGGGCCACGUGAUUUCGGCAGCUGGGGUUAGUCCGGAUCCUUCCAAAGUCCAGGCGGUGUGUGAUUGGCCGAUUCCUAAUUCUGUAACGCAAUUACGAGCUUUUUUGGGUCUCUCUGGUUAUUAUCGCCAUUUUAUUCGUGGAUACGCUAUGGUUGUUGUCCCACUUACUGAUCUUCUGUCCAAGGAUGCUUUUCAUUGGACUUCAGCAGCUGAGCAUGCUUUUGUUUCUCUUAAGCAUCUCCUUACCACCGCUCCCAUUUUAGCGUUGCCAAAUUUUCAGCUACCCUUUGUUUUGGAAGCUGAUGCUUCAGGGGUUGGCGUUGGGGCUGUAUUGUUGCAGGAUAGUCAUCCUAUUGCUUAUUUUAGUCGCAAGCUUUCCAAGCUCAUGCAACUGAAAUCUACCUAUCUACGUGAGAUGUACGCCAUCACUUCGGCUGUUGCCAAGUGGCGCCAAUAUUUGCUGGGAUCCUCUUUCAUCAUCAAAACGGAUCACCAUAGUUUGCAUCACUUAAUGACACAAGUGAUCCAAACUCCUGAGCAACAACAAUUUCUCGCGAAAUUGUUGGGCUACAACUAUUCAAUUCAAUUCAAAUCUGGCAAACAUAAUAUUGUGGCUGACGCUUUGUCGCGCCAACCGGAGGGGACUUCUCCUAUCACAGUCCCCACCCUGUUGAUUUUGUCUACACCUACAUCUCAUUAUAGUUCCAUCAUACAGACUGAUUUACAAGUAGAUCCCUAUGCUGCACAAAUUUGUAAUGAAUUACAAUCCAAUGCAUCUAAAUGGCCUCACUGGCAGCUCCAAAGUGGAUUGCUUUUUCAUCAUCACCGGUUGUACAUUCCAGCAGCUUUAUCACCGAUACCACUCUUGCUACAUGACUUCCACUCUUCCAAAAUUGGGGGCCACACAGGUGUUCGACGUACUUUCCUCCGUUUAGCAGCCAAGUUCACCUGGAACAAAAUGAAGAAAGAUGUUCAGGAGUUUGUUCAACACUGUGAAGUGUGUCAGAAAGCUAAAUCGCCCAAUCAUGGCCCCUACGGAUUACUACAGCCAUUACCCAUGCCGGAACUCAUAUGGUCCGACUUAACAAUGGAUUUUGUCACACAUCUUCCAACUUCAUCUGGGUUUACGGCGAUUAUGGUGGUGGUGGACAGACUUACAAAGGGGGCCCAUUUCGCGGCUUUACCGACGAAAUACUCUGCAUCUAAAGUAGCUACGGUGUUUUGGGACACGGUGGGGAAGUUGCAUGGCCUUCCCCGUUCCAUUCUCACCCUGCACCGUCGUUCUUGUAACAAGCUCAGCUUACGUUUUUAUGGGCCGUUCCGAGUGCUUGAACGUAUUGGGAAGGUUGCAUACCGUCUUCAGCUUCCUCUAACGUCUCGGGUUCAUCCCGUGUUCCACGCCUCUCUAUUGCGGCCGUUCUUUCCAGCUCAUCGUUAUCAGGUUCAUGAUCUCCCUACGGAAUUACGCACUCCACAGCACACACCAGCAGCUCUGCUCUCUCAGCGCAACGUUUGGAGACACGGUCGUCCAGUGGCCCAAGUCCUUGUCCAGUGGGAAGGGUUGUCGCCGGAGGAUUCGACGUGGGAGGACGCGGCGUUGUUAAAGGCUCCUCCACGAACCAAGGUCUCUUCUUUGGAGCACCCUCAUCACUCAAAGGUCAGCUCCGUUUCUGAUGAAGUAAUGCUGGCCAUCAAUGACUCACAGGUUUCUAUGCCAAAGGACACACCUAAUCCUCAUCCAGAAACCUCAGAGUCCUCAGCCAAUCAAGGUGCGUUGGGCCAGAUUCUUAUCCCUUUGACAACCGCUCAAGCACAGCCACCUGUCCCUAUUGUCUCAGCCUCUCCUGUCAUGGCUGCCAGCUGUGUUCCACCCAAACCAGACGCUUUGGACGUUUCUGGGCCAUCCAACCUCGUGGGCGAGGUUUGUUCUGAUGAGGAAGGAGUUGUUGUGACCCAAGUGGGUGAGCCCAAUCAAGGCAAGCCCAAUCGCAAUAGAAGAAAGCCUGUGUACCUAAAGGACUAUUGUCUUUAA